CGAUGCCCCAUCAGCGCAUCUCAUUCCCACCACCCAUCAGCACAGCGACUGUCGUCCUCAUCGUGACCAUUAUUGCACUGCUCCCCGUCUGUCGCCCUGGAAUCUGUAUACAGUCUUUCCGCCAUUGAGGCUUGACUAUACAUUCCGAGGCAGUCGUAGCAAGGAAAGAACCGCAGCAGGCAAAAACAGCCUGCUGGCCCGCCUUCUUGCAUUCGGCGUGUAUUUUCAGUGAUGUGAUCGCAUUCAGUGUUGCGGGAUUAUACUGAAGGACGCAAUUGCCCGCCCUUGAGAUUCUACACGACAGCUCUUGCAAAUCGCACUUCAUCACACGCCCACGGAGACGACACCUCGAUAUGGCGACAGUAGUGGUUCAGCAACAGUCAAUUCGGCACUCUGCGACACCGCCCCCGGUUUCCCCAGCUCUCAGUCUCAACGUCCGCCCCCGCACACCCACUUCUAUCCCGAAUAAGCAUAUUCCAACCUGUCCACCUGGCUCUGCUCCGCAACUGCCCUCGUCCCCCAAAUCUCCAACUGUCUCGCUCACGUCCUUGCUCUACCCGCCUGAUCGCUUCAGAAAAUUAUCCAAAUCUCCACCAGUAUACUCCAUUGAUUCCGAUAUCCUCGUUGCGGCCUUGAACAAUUUAGCUGCCCAGUCGCUCCCAGAUCCCAAGCAAGUGUUUCCUUGGCUACAUGGCUUGCACCCCGAUAAUGCUAUGCAAUCUGCCUUCUUCGUCAAUCGGAAACGAUCGCUGCGCCGCAUUCCGAAAUGUUUGCGCACCUUCACCAUAGUCAGCCUCGAUGAUGACCUAACCAAGUCGCGCCUUCGAGGAGCUGUCACGCUUGACGAGAUUCUUGCCCCUUCUGGAUAUGAUUUCAUUGACGCGGACCCCAUUGAUGGCUUUUCUGUUCGCAAUUUCCAUAUCCAGACUGCAAAAUUGGCACCUCUGUCGGACAUUAUCAUAUAUGCAAAAAAUGGAGCCAGCAACUUUCAAUUGCUGGAUGCAGCUGAGAGGCUGGCAAUCGCGCAGCAGAAUUGGAGGAUGAAGCAUGAUCCUGCUCAGGAGACUCCGCUUUUUAAUACAUUUAUCCUGUCUGAUACCUAUGAAGAAAUUGAGAAGAAGCACCCAGAACUGGUAGCUGUCGACUCUGCCGGCCAUUUUACGAGCAAUGUGAUGGAUUUCUUCCAGUGGGAACGUAUUGAAAUGUGCAACAUGUCCAAGGCCUCGGAAAUUUCCAACGGAGUCUGGCUAGGUCCCAGUCCAGAUAUGCUUUUGGCUUCUGGUGAACAUGAUCAGCUUGACCCUGAUCAAUUUGACCUUCUGGUAGAAGCCAAUGAUCUAGCCUCCAUUCCAGGACCUCGCUAUCUCGAAAGGGUGCAUAGAGAACUUGCUAAUGACCCCACAAAGACGCAGUUGAUACAGUUUCCAUCUUCCGGAAGCAUUGUACCGCUGCCGGAAUCUGGCAAGGACGUCGAGGAUUUUGUCACCACUAUUCGCUGGAUGUACUACCUUGCAAACCCAGAAGAGGAUGAAUUGGAACAUGAUGCAGAUGACGACGUACCAAUGGAUGCCUUGACGCGACGAGCUCAUCGAAUUCUGAUUCACUGUGCAGAUGGCUACACAGAGAGCUCCCUGCUAGCACUUGCCUAUUUCAUUUUUGCGGAGGGAAUUCCGAUGCAUGAGGCUUGGCUCAAACUCCACCGCGAGAAGGGGCGAAAUUUCUUUGCAUAUCCAUCCGAUGUUGUAUUCUUACGAAAUAUUCAACCUCGACUAUUGCAAGAAAGCCCUGCCGCUCAAAGCUUGAGUGUUUGUCAUAUUUUAGAGCCAAAAUGGCUUAGAACUAUGGAUGGAUCACUUCCAAGUCGUAUACUUCCGUAUAUGUACCUAGGAAAUCUCGCUCAUGCCAACAACCCAGAGCUAUUACGGGCGCUCGGCAUCAAGCGCGUUCUUAGCAUUGGAGAGAGUGUUUCGUGGAGCGAUGAUGAUUUUGAGAGAUGGGGAGAAGAUAAUUUGAUGUUUAUCAGUCAGGUUCAGGACAACGGCGUGGAUUCAUUGACUCAGGAGUUCGAUAGGUGUUUGAAAUUCAUUGAAAAGGGUAAAUUAGAUGGAUCCGCCACGCUGGUUCAUUGUCGGGUUGGCGUUUCAAGGUCUGCUACUAUCUGCAUAGCCGAGGUUAUGGCAUCUCUUGGACUUUCAUUUCCGCGAGCAUAUUGUUUUGUGCGGGCUAGAAGGCUUAAUGUGAUUAUCCAACCACAUCUCCGAUUUGUUUAUGAACUUCUAAAAUGGGACGAGUUGCAACAACAAAAACGGAAACAACCUCUGAGACGCGAGUUAGAGUGGGCCACUAUCGCUCGAGAAAUUGCUCUUAUGAACAAACCGUAUUCGAAGCAGCAAUAACUUAUGAAUUUAGAUGCAAGGUUGAUUCCUGCGUUGCAUUCCAUUUGAUCGUCGCACAUGGUACGAUACCUCGAAUAGAUAUAUUCACAAUUUUCGUUAUGAUGCUUUCAUGACCGAGGCUGUUGACAGCAAGUAAUAUGAAAUGAUGAUUUCACGCUACGGGUUGAUGGGUUGAUGAUUAGGAUGAAAUGGGUAUCAGGGAGUUUCAGAUGUACGGAUUGGACUGAUCAUGAUUU
Talaromyces proteolyticus is the source of this 2632-nucleotide messenger RNA. RefSeq lists its product as uncharacterized. Gene Ontology annotation, biological process: protein dephosphorylation; nuclear DNA replication. Lineage: Eukaryota; Fungi; Ascomycota; Eurotiomycetes; Eurotiales; Trichocomaceae. The record is from RefSeq and is a predicted model, not a curated record. The transcript is spliced from 7 exons. The coding region runs from base 354 to 2396 and encodes 680 amino acids. Gene Ontology annotation, molecular function: protein tyrosine/serine/threonine phosphatase activity.